CCUGUUAAGGCAGUCUGUUCUCACGGCAGCCUCUAUGAAGUAGGCAUUGUCAUGUCGCAGUUUUAUGGGUGUGGUAAUAGAAUCACAGAGAGGUUAAGUUAUUUGAUCAAGAUCAGACAGCAAGUAAGUCAGGGAGCCAGGAUUUGAGUCUAGAUCAUCCGGACUUGUAAUCACUCUAUUCCUUGGUGCUAACAUUUGCUACCAUAUGAAAUUUUCCACCUUUGAUGUCACCAUUAUCUUGUAAGUGGUGAGAAAAUCGCACCUUUUAGAAACUCACAAAAUGUUGGUGUGUCAUAUGGCGAAUGAUUUUCUUCUUGACCUAAGCCUGCAUCUCAGGAAGUUAGAAGAAGGAAAGUUUUCUGCGGAGGAUCCAUGUAACUUUCAGGAAAUGCUGCACGUGGUUUCACAGCUACUAUAAGGCCUGUAAAAACAAAAAUAUAUUCAAAUUAUUUAACAUGACAGAGGUAUUUAUCAAGACGUCUGGUGCAUUUCUUAUCAAAGGAUGUCCUGACUCUGUUGACCAGCACGCCUCAUUUAAAAUGAAGAAAACAAAACCGAAAAGCCCCAGCUUCCAAAUCCAUACAAUUAUUUCUAUGUUUUUGAUUCUGUGAUGGUGGCGAUUUUUUUUCCCCAAAGAAGCACAGACCUCCUUAUUUUUGGAUGCUUUUCCCACAAGAAGAGGUUGCUUCUCACUUAUCAGCUUCCUGGAUCUGAGCAAAAUCAUCAUACCUCUGUCACCGAGCGAUGAUUUCUAUUGAAGCAGCAAUGGGUAUGAUCAUCCUCAUACAGACUGGAACGGGGAUUGUGGGGAAUUCUUUACUCCUUGGUCUUUAUAUCUGUUCUCUUUUCAGGAGACACAAAUUGAGACCAUUAGAGCAAAUAGUCAACCAUCUUGCAUUAGCCAAUACAUUGAUCCUUUUUUGUGGAGGAAUCCCUCAGACAAUGGCAGCCUUUGGUUUGCAGUAUUUCCUGGAUGAUGUUGGAUGUAAACUUGUCUUUUAUUGUCACAGAGUGGCCUGGGGAAAUUCUCUCAGCACCACCUGUCUUUUAGGUGGCUUCCAGGCCUUAAGUAUCAAUCCCACAAACGCCAGAUGGAUAGCACUCAAAUUCAAAUCCCCAAAGUAUAUUAAUUCUCCCUGUAUCAUAAGCUGGAUAUUUCAUUUGCUGAUAAAUAUCAUUGUUCCUAUGAGAAUCACUGGCCAAAAGAAUAGCAGAAAUAUCACCAUGAAAUCAAAUUUUAGAUACUGUUUUCGUCUAUUUAUGGAUGUAAUUGCAGAAUCAACGUGGUCAGUUAUUUUCUCUUUUAUUGACGUUAUUUGUUUGGGAAUCAUGAUAUGGGCCAGUGGAUUCAUGAUAUUUUUCCUUCACAGGCACAAACAGCAAGCCCGAUACAUUCACAGCACUAGACAAUCCUCCCAAAUGUCCCCAGAGACCAGAGCCACAAAAUCUAUCCUGAUGCUUGUGAGCACUUUUGUCUUAUUUUAUUCUUUCGCUUCUGCUCUUGAAACUUGUCAUUAUCUUUUUGACGAUCUACACUCACGGCUUGUGGAGACCGGUGCAUUUAUAACAUCUUCUUUUCCGACCUUAAGCCCCUUUUUGCUCUUAAAAAGUGACACCCAUCUCUCCAGCCUCUGCUCUUCCUGCUGAGGAAAUUGGAGAACUCACCCAGUUGCAGAUACUACUGCACAGUACUCAUUCAUCCAUUCAUUGCACACUGUGAAGUACCUUCUCGGCAUCACACCUAUUUUAGAUACAGAAGUGAACAGGAAGGAAACUACUACAAUAAAGACCGGGGGGGAUCCAGACAUCGAUUGAACAAUGACACAAUAAUGAUACAGUUGCAGUUACACAGGUUGCUGCAAUGAGCAGCUCAGGGUGGCUUAUUUCAGGACCACGGACAGCUCCCUCUCGUUAAACGCAAUUUAUAGGAGGCCCUUAGUUUGGACCAAGCUCCCGCACAAGGCCCAAAGGACCAAGUGACAAUGGAGUCGCUCAUGCUGAAGUUUCACGCCACCAAGCCCAAAGUAGGUUGUUUAUCUGACUUUCCAAGAAAUCAGCGGGGAGAGAGAUAAUAACCAAAUCCCCAAACAGGCUAGUUUUUUAGUCAGCAUGACUAAAUCCCCUCUGCUUUAACCUUUAAAAGGAAAGUAACUUCGAAACAGUCAAUCCGCUUUUUGUUCUCCGUGUCUGCCUUUAUUAGCUCUUUUCAGUCUAGUAUGACACCAGCCUCCUCUGCUCUGAUCAUCUGAACACUUGUUCUAUUUUUGUAGCACAAAGUGCAACAAAGUUGCCCAAUUCUAGAAUCACAAAUAAAAGCCAAUUAAGAUCUUUAUAUUUGUUGUAAUUU
Microcebus murinus (gray mouse lemur) is the source of this 2347-nucleotide messenger RNA. The record is from RefSeq and is a predicted model, not a curated record. NCBI's taxonomy places the organism in Eukaryota, Metazoa, Chordata, Mammalia, Primates, Cheirogaleidae.